CGCCGCUCGACCGCCGCCUAGCACCGAGACAGGCUUCGGACGCGAGCCUUUCCCCUCUUCCUUCUUCUGGCGAUUAGGGUUGUCCCCAGCGCCGCCGACCAGCUGCUGGCACCGGCGCGGUACCUCGUUCCCGCCGGCCGCUUCCACCCCCCAUACACCUCCGUCGCCAGAGCCUGCCCGCUCCGCCGCCACCCCUCAUCCUGAGGACUUCCUGCUAGCCGCCGCCGGCAAGAAAGCCCGAGGACCACCACCUUUUCGCGACGAGGCCACUGUCUCCGCAUCGUCCACUGUUUCGUUACUGCUACCGCCUGUCUGUCAUCUGCGUCAGCGGCUGCAGAUCCGCCCCGGCAUCAUGUCUUCAGAGGAGCUCACAACAAGCUUGUCAGAUUUGGCGGUGGCUUCGCAGGCCCCGACGGCCAGCCAAAUCGGUUCUUCAGGUGAUCUGUCCUCUGAAGGUGGGGUGCAGGUCACUUGUUUCAGUGAGGACCUGCACGACGUCACGCUCCAUUUCCAGAUCAUAAGGUUCCCUAAACAGAUCUAUGCAUGGAUAGGAUGCAACAACUCGGCAAAGUUUGGCCAUUUAUAUGCUGCUGCAACCACUAGGCUGGGUGAUGGAGUGAGUGUCACAUCUGUACUUGGAGGAACAUCUGAUAACACUGGAUCAAGCAUGGCCCGCCGCUUAGUGCUGAAGACAGGCCUAAAUAUAAUUUUAGCAUGUAACAUUCCGAAAGACAGCCCCAUGCUCGAGGCUGCUGCAGAGAGGAAACUUGUGGAGAAGCUGAGAAGUUUAGGCUAUAUCAGAUCUAAGACAGGAGAGGCUAACGCUUCCACAGCUCCUUGAUCCACAAAACGCUGAUGGAUACUUGUGAACUGUCAAGUCAAUCGUAGAAAAAGUCACUACUCUUAAUGUGUUUGAAACAUUUUGAAUGGUUAUGAAAGCUCAGCAGGGGCUUACUGAGUGUAGGCAUGAUGAUCUGAAUUUUUUGUGUGCGACUGUGAACUGCUCCAUGUUCAAUGAAUUAUCAAACAUGUGGCAAGUAUCACAUCUGCAUCUUCAGAGGUUGUGCGCCAUGUACUAUUUCAGUGUCUCACGUGUGGAACCCUACAUUGAGGUGUUUGUUGCUCACAGAAAUGAACUUUGCUGGUCUUAUUUGA
Messenger RNA from Triticum urartu, 1155 nucleotides. Its product is annotated as proteasome assembly chaperone. NCBI's taxonomy places the organism in Eukaryota, Viridiplantae, Streptophyta, Magnoliopsida, Poales, Poaceae. The record is from RefSeq and is a predicted model, not a curated record. Gene Ontology annotation, biological process: proteasome assembly.